Halichondria panicea is the source of this 1327-nucleotide messenger RNA. RefSeq lists its product as uncharacterized. Bases 78 to 1244 code for a protein of 388 amino acids. Lineage: Eukaryota; Metazoa; Porifera; Demospongiae; Suberitida; Halichondriidae. The transcript is spliced from 10 exons. The record is from RefSeq and is a predicted model, not a curated record.
UAGUCUCUAUAGUGUCUGCAUGAUAUGCAAUGCAAAUCAUUUAGCUAGCUAGCUGGAUACUACCUGCAAUAGCAACCAUGUCUGAUGACAAAGCUCCCCUCAAGCACAGCUCCGGUGCAAUCCCCAACAAAGCAGUUGACUAUGAGGCCAUUUUUCAGAGACACGACUCUAGCAACCGGAAGAUAGAGUUUGCUCAAGAAACUAUCAUUGGAGAGUGCCGCAACCCGAGGCGAAUCUCUUGGGUAGAGUGGGUGUUUAUGGUGGUGGCCUCUCUCUCGCUCCUAGCUGUGCUGGGGGUCACCAUAGAGAGACUCGUUUACUUUGAGGCUAACUUUAUCAAUCUCACCUAUAUAAAUGACUCCUCCAUGGAGCAGCAGCCUGUUCAGUGCAAGUCAUGGGUAUGCACUAACGACUCUAUCUAUGCCAUCAUGGUCCUGGUCAACAUAGGGUUUUGCAUAUUUUAUUGCUUUGACGGUUUGCUUCGUGAGCGACCAUUUGAGAUUUUAGCGUAUGUGGCUGCAUCCAUUGUCAUCAUAGUCUACAUCAUUGCCAACUUUAUUGCAACUGGCUGGGAGGAACAACCCUUGAGAACUGUCAGAGUUGUAUUGAUCUGCGUACUUGGGCCGUUGAACAUAUUCCUUGCUCUGUGGAGCUGGUGGAAAAUGGGCUACCUAGUUUUGAACGUCAUCGGGUCCAACACUACCCUCAUAAGGGCUUAUAGAAUCAGGUCCUUCUUUCAGACUCUACAAUUGUUUCACCUAGAACUUCUAUGCAGCAUAUGUGUCCUUGCCUGGGCUCAGGAUGGAAAUCUUCUGGACAAAUGGGAGAAGGUGGUCCUCCCAUUACUCCUUGUCUAUACCUUCUGUGUCUCUCUACUGGGAGCCAUCACUAUUUUGUGGGAGAUUAAGUUGCUGUCAUAUAUUUGGUAUCCACUAAUUUCUCCUUGUGGAGUUUACUAUCUCUAUAAACUGAUCAAGGUCAGCCUCAACUUUGGUGGGAAAUACAAUACUAUAUACGAUGAGUACAGACGUGACCUUUUCCCAGCUGUGGUGGACACCAAGUACAUCGGAGUCGUGCUUCUGUUAGCAUGUGCCUCUGGAUUGGUGAUGCUGGCUAUACUGGUGCUCUUCAUGACCCUGUCUCUCGUUAACUUUACGAAAGGUCUUAAAGACAAAAUUCACCCUCCAAUGCAUAAGUGGUUGCCACGGCGAGUACCAUUAAGUGAUGAACUAAUGAACACUUGACUCUUGUGCUUGACUUUUUGUCUAAAUCUAUAAUUAUAAAACACGAAAUUUAGUGCCUCGAAAAUCGGUUUAUACAUGUAUUA